This is a messenger RNA of Xenopus laevis (African clawed frog), 4098 nucleotides long. RefSeq lists its product as uncharacterized. The record is from RefSeq and is a predicted model, not a curated record. NCBI's taxonomy places the organism in Eukaryota, Metazoa, Chordata, Amphibia, Anura, Pipidae. The transcript has 14 exons. Bases 104 to 3934 code for a protein of 1276 amino acids.
CAUUUUAAUACAGUUCUAGUAAAGUGAAAGUAAAACGUAUUUGUCCUGGAAAACUGAAGCAACGUUACAUUUGGAAUAGAAGAUCGUACAGGAGCUGGGGGAGAUGAGGCCCCUGGGGGGGUGGGAGAGGCCCCCGAUCCCCCUAUUUCUUCUACUGCUUCACCUCUCACUCCGGGGCACAGAUUCUACUGAAGUCCAAAUGGUUGAGUCCCCAAUAAAAGCGCUAAAGGAUAAAGCUGUAUUCAUUCCAUGUAUCAUAACAACUGAUAAUAACCCAACACUCAAUCCAGAACUUCUCGCUGUCAUCUGGACCAUGAAACCCUUCUAUGGAAUGGAACGAGCUGUGUAUAAGUACGAGGACAAGACUAGAAUCCCAUACAAUCCCAGAUCAUUUAUACCAGAGAAAGACCUCCUAACUGGUGAUGCCGGACUUCACAUAUUGCAGGUUCAACUGAAUGAUGAAGGAGAAUAUUCUUGCACCGUCUUUUAUUCUCCUCAUAAAGCCAAAGGCAAAUCAACAUUGCUGGUGUCAGCUAAGCCAAAAGCUCAUUUGGAUUCACCCAAGGAUUUUGAGGCUGGAAAGGAGAAACAGGUUUCAUGCAAAGCCCACAGAUUUUACCCAUUGCAAAUAUCUAUUAAGUGGGAGAAGCAUCACAAGGUCUACGGUCGUUCUCCGUUGGAAUCUGAUGUUUACCAGAAAGACCCAGUUACAAACCCAGAUGGAACAUUCAGUGUAACAAGUCUUCUGAUAUUGAAUCCUUCUGUGGCCAAUGACAAAACAUUAUAUUUCUGUAUCGUGUCCCAUAGAUCAUUGGAAAAUGACCUUCUUCUGAAUUUUACUUUACACCUUAAAGACCCAGAGAACCCAACAAAUAAUUCCAUAACCCCUCUAGGAGUAGCUGUGAUUGUGCUUGUGAUUGUGAUAUUACUUUUACUGGGGCUUUUCAUCUACUGGAAAACUUGUUUGAAGAAAAAGCCCCCAAGACUCUCUCCCAUUACGGGAGCAGAACAUUUGGUGCAUAUGAACAGGGCGACUCUGUCCUGCCAGAUCUCUGGGUUCCGACCCAAACCCAUCAGAAUUACAUUGUGGUUGAAAAGAAAAGGGGGAGAAGAGAUGGAAAUUGACUCCUGGGAUUCUGAGUCUGCAAAGACAAAGGAACCAUCUGUGGAUACUGAGACAGAGAGACAAGGGUUAAUGAGUAAUGUGAAUGUGAGGAUGGUUCCUGUAAUAACAAGAAGUAAAUUACUAAUAUCCAACUGUCAGUGCACAAUCCAUAUAACUCCCGACAUGCACAAAGAUAAUGGGGCAGAACUGACAGUGCAGGUCACUCACAUUACUCUGAUCUCUCCCAUCUCUGAGUCCUGUCGGCUGCAGGUCACAAGAGUUCCCCCUAGUUUGUGCAAAAUCAGAUCUCCGCUCCGUAUCCUCCAUGGAGAACCCCUGACUCUGAUCUGUCCCAUCAAUGGGUUCAAGCCAAAGCCGCUCCGUGUUACUUGGCUGAAAGUGGAUCCGAGGGGUCGGGAAACAGAACUUCUCAGCUGGGAUCAAGGUACCAUCAACAUCAAUGAUACCAAAUAUUCCCAUGAACUGCAGGAGACUGAGAAUGAACAUCAUUCCAACAGUUUUUCUAGUUUGUUGACAAUAAGACCAACAAUAAAAGAAGAUCAUGGAGCAAAAUAUAUCUGCAGAACGUAUCAUUAUGCAACUGAUUCCCGAGUAGAGGAAACAAUGGAAAUGCUGGUUUCAGCCCACCCAGUGCUGGAUCCGAUACAAAAAUCUCCAAAAACUCUGUUUUUUGGGGAAGCAAUGACGUUAUCCUGCAGAAUCCAUUCCUUCCACCCAGAGAACCUGAUUGUUUCCUGGUAUAAAGAAGAUGAGCUCUUGCCAUCAAACCAUGGCCUAAUACUCACUGAUCCCAAUGAAUUGUUUUAUUUAACCAGUCAUGUCACAUAUAAUCCACAUGAGGAAGACCGUGGUAAAAUCUUCAGGUGUGAGGUCAGUCAUCAAAGUUUUGAACACCCUAAAAGCGUUUCCUGGGAACUGCAAAAGCAGAACUUUGUAGUUGUUAAAGAAAUCGUUUGCAAGCCAGAUCCCAUGGAAUAUGGCGAACCUCUAACCCUAAGCUGUGAAGUGAUUGGUUGUGAAGAUGAUGACAUCACAGCAAAAUGGUGGGAGAAUGAUAAGCCAAUAAAGAGACAAAUGAAAGCAGAAACUCUAACCAACACAGAAGCAGUCUUCUUUCUCCUUACACUAACACCUACUGCUGAGCAUUGUGGGAAAUUAUUCACCUGCCUGGUAUUCCAUAGGAAAAAACGGCGAGAAAUUAAGAGAAAUAUCUCUCUGAAACUGCCAGACAAAUUACCCGUUUUAUCAGAAAUCACAGCAUGGCCAACAUUUUUUGAGAUCAAAAAGGAGGCUACUUUCAAGAUAACAAUCUCUGGAUUCUCAUCUAAAGUCCUCCAAGUGAGAUGGCUAAAAUCCUUCACAGCUCUUACAGAGAAUAUAGUGACCACAGAGCCACAAAUAGGAAAGGACGGGUUAUAUUGUUGUACCAGCAAAAUUAAAUACACUCCGACCGAUGCAGAUCUCAACAUGUCUAUCCGAUGUGAAGUCACUGCCAGUGGGGAGACAAAGAGAAAGGAGUAUCUGUUUACUCUUAAAGGCUCUGUACAUGUUAAGGAUAUAGAGUGCAGCACACAUUCCCCUACAUAUGGAGAACCCCUAACCCUAAGCUGCGAGGUGAUUGGAAGCAACGCCCAAGACAUCACAGAGGAAUGGCAAAUGGACAACAAUCCCAUUAAGGAAGAAAUGAGAGCAGAAACCCAAACAAAUGAAGAUUUAGUCACAUACCUUCUCUCAUUGACGCCUACAGCAGAGCAUUGUGGGAAAUUAUUCACCUGCCUGAUAAAUGCCAAGGAUCUGGCUCAGCCGAUUAAGAAAAGCAUAUGGCUGAAGCUGCCGGACAAACUACCUGAUCUAUCAGAGGUGGAGAUCUACCCAAGAAGACUGACAAUCCACAAGGAAUCCAGUUUUCAAAUAACCAUCUCUGGUUUCUCUCAGAAGAACCUGAAAGUCAAUUGGUUCAUUUCUUCUACUCCUCUCACUGCAAAUAUAGAGACCACUGAGCCACAGAUUGGAGAGGACAUGUUAUAUUGUUGCACCAGCACCCUGAGGCACACCCCGACUGCCAUGGACCUCAACACAUCAAUCCGAUGUAAAGUUACAGCCAAUGGGGAGACUAGGGAAAAAAACAUUCGGUUAAAUGCAGAAGACUUUAUUUCCGUUAAAGAAAUCACUUGUAAUCAGGAGUCCCCAAAAUAUGGAGAAACACUAACUCUGAGCUGUACUGUGACCAACUGCAAUAUCCAGGAUCUCACAGGGGACUGGCAACUGAACAAGCAACCAAUCAAGGGGGCAACGACAAGCAAAACCCGAAACAGCACAGAUUCAGUCUCGUUCAUGCUUGUGCUAAAUGUGACAGCCGAGCAUUUUGGAAAAUUUACUUGUGAAGUGAAACACAAGGAUCUGCCACUGCCGGUCCAGAAAUCAAAAUAUCUUCAUUUACCAGAAAAAGUACCGACCUUAUCAGAGAUCACAAUGUACCCAGAACAAUUCGUAGCUGACAAAGAGAGACGAUUUAACAUCUUCAUUUCUGGGUUCUCUGACAAGAAUCUACGAGUUAAAUGGUUCAAAUCAUUCACCCCACUUACAGCAAAUAUAGAGACAUCAGAGCCACAGAUUGGAGCGGACGGGUUAUAUUUUUGCUCCAGCACAUUGAGCUACACUCCAGUCGGCAUGGACCUCAGCAUGUCCAUCAGAUGUCACGUUACUGCCAGUAAUAGAAAUUGGGAAAAGGAGUAUACGUUCACGGCCAAAGGACCUGCACCUGAAGCUGCUUCUGAUGAAGGAAUAAAGGCAGAACCAAGAGAAUAACUGGGAGAACAUUAAUGCACUGCCCUGUAUCCUAAUCCCAGUGAUACUUGCUCUUUACUCAGAUGAUGGUGCUAAGAGGGAACCUGUAGCAUUCAUUUUUUUUAAUGGUCAGAAAACAGGUCAAAAUGGUCCCUGGCAUUUCAAGUACAAAGAGGCCCAAACAG